AUUUUAUAAUGGGUGCGACUUUUAUGACAUUUUGUUUUGUGCUUGCUGCUUCCACGCGAAUUAAUAGCCAGUCGAUUUACGGGCCUUCCCGACUGGUGUAUGGACCACGUUUUAUCAGUGACCCUUACGAAACCCGGCCGGAUCUAACCCCGCCCAAUCUGCAUUAUACCUUUGUAAACGCUGUCAAUAGAAAGAACGGAAGUGCAUACCGAAGCAACGCCAGAGGCUACGGUGUCGGAUUGAAGAAUGCCCAUGCAGGAAUCAAUUAUCUGGACUCUCCACGCUACUUCAGAGCGCCACCAUACCGCCCAUAUUUGCCGGAGCCUUCGUACACUUCGCCACCGUAUGAGGUGUCCGCAAUCAUAGGUCCGAAAUGUUACCCUGACUAUCCGAAGAAAAGCGCCCACAUUGCCGGCUUUUGUCUUGCCCAAAGCGCCAUUGACGUAUGCCGAAAAACCAAUAUGACAACGUCGGUUUCCAGAGACUGCAACGGUUUCCAGUAUGGCGACGCUGUAUGCUGCUACGCCAACACAACCACAACCUGCAACAGGAAUAAUUCGCUGUUAUCCACCUUUCAAAAUUCCCAUACAGCUUGCGUACAGGAAAUGCAGUGUGGAAUACCAAAUAACGAUCCGCAUUUAUUUAUCCCGAUCGAAAAACCCCGUUCAUCUCCCUAUCCAAAACAGAAGCUUCCGGAUCUGCAACAGUUUGUAAAAGCGUUCCUAAAGCAGCAGCAACUAGUGCAUCGGGUGCCGUUCUCUACCGAAACAGCCAGUUUAACGACAAACAAUAGGAUUGUGGGUGGAUUUGAUGCUCCAAACGGAAGUGCAUCGAUAUGCUGGCAGGCUGCAGUCAAGAUCCAGAGCGCUGAUGGCUUAUUUUUUUGCGGCGGCGUCAUUAUCGGCACGCGAACCAUCCUCACCGCUGGCCAUUGUCUAACCCUUCCGCUUGGACUAAUGACCUCUACUGGUUACAACGCAUCGGCGGUGACCUUUACUGUGACCAUUGGCGUCACAUCACGCGCGUCUCGUUUCAACAACAUCUCUCUUUACCCGUCGGUCGUCGAAGGGUGCGCCCGCGACUACGCUGUCCGUGACUCAAUUCCUCACCCGGGUGUUGACCUUUACGCCUUCAAUAAUGAUAUUGCCAUGCUGAUUCUAUCCGAACCCAUCGAUUUCCGACUGCAUAGUGCGUGCGCGUGCAAACUGUGCUUGAACACAAAAAUGCCGGAACCAGGAGACCGGUGCGUAGCGUCUGGAUUUGGAAUCGAGACAAUCAUCGGCGCAGACUGGAAUGAUACAUUGCCAUAUCCCGAUCCGCCGCGACCAAAUGUUCCUCUCAAAUACGUGCCACAGACUGUCUGCACGUGGGAUGAAAAUCCCACUGGAACGACAGACCUCAAUCUUGUUCUUUGUGGCGGCGGUGUUCCUGGCGAAGGUACAUGUUUUGGUGAUAGUGGUGGGCCGCUGUUCUGCUAUGACCACCGCACGCGGACGCAAUACCUAGCGGGACUGGUUUCAGCUGGACUGGGAUGCGGCAUCGGUUACGGAUCACUCUUUACAAAAGUCGCACCAUUUCUGUCAUGGAUUGCAGAAACAGCACCGCUGGGUGAUGUUUCUGUUAUGAUUUAACAAGGCCAGUUCAUCGCAAUGGCUACUUCAGAUCAGUUUUGCUUCCCACUUAGA
This is a messenger RNA of Paramacrobiotus metropolitanus, 1685 nucleotides long. RefSeq names its product phenoloxidase-activating factor 3-like. Lineage: Eukaryota; Metazoa; Tardigrada; Eutardigrada; Parachela; Macrobiotidae. Gene Ontology annotation, molecular function: serine-type endopeptidase activity. Gene Ontology annotation, biological process: proteolysis. The transcript has 5 exons. The coding region runs from base 9 to 1631 and encodes 540 amino acids. The record is from RefSeq and is a predicted model, not a curated record.